AGCAGCAUCUCUAUCUCUCCACAACAGGCUGCUAGCAGCAAGGGAAGUCUUAGUCGUCCCUAAUAUCCAUCACUCCCUGUUCCCAACGUGGUCGCAGACAGAGCAACAAAGAGGGAGUCGGAGAUGGGAAACUCUUAUGCUGGACAGCUCAAGACAACAAGAUUCGAAGAAGUACUCCAUAAUUCUAUUGAGGCCUCUCUCCGCUCAAACAAUUUAGUUCCCAGACCGAUCUUUUCUCAGCUGUAUUUGGAAGCUGAGCAACAACUUUCUUCGCUAGAAGCAGGCAGCAGAGCAGAUAAUGAGGAAGAGGAGGAGGAGGAAGAAGAAGAAGGUUCAGAGUCAAGUAGCCCUCCUAUUGCUUAUCAGAUGAAGCCUCCUCCUGAAGGCUGUUGCACUACCGAUGGUUUCUGCCAGGCUGGUAAAGACUUGCGGCUGGUGUCCAUUUCCAAUGAUCAUAUUGAAGUACCUUCAGGGUUUUUACUUGUUGGUGCUAAAUCUCCAAAUCUGCCUGAUCAACUUUUGGUGUGUGCUGUAGAUAAAAGAUUCUUGCCAGAUGACAAUGGGCGUAAUGCCCUGUUAGGUUUCUCUGGCAAUUGUGUUGGCUGUGGCAAGAAGGGCUUCUGCUACUUUACGGAAUUUUCCAAUCACAUCAAUCUUAAACUGACCACUCAACCCAAGAAACAGAAACACUUAAAGUAUUAUCUGGUUAGAAAUGCACAGGGAGUGCUUACCAAAGGGUCUGUAAUCUGCUGGAAAGGGGCAGAAUUUAGAGGCCGACAGUCUUCAUCCAGUACCUGUUCAAGUGCAUUGUUCCAACCUCCAGAAAGUUCAGGCCCAUCUGUAACCAUCACAAGUGACCCGGUUCCAGCCACAAACCCAAAUACUCCAUCUGGGACUCAGCAAACAGCAGGUACAAUGUCAGAUCAUCUCCCAUCAACAGCAGCAUUUGGCCCAACUGUUUACAAUGGCAAAGGUUCUCCCAAACAGCACCUAGUGAAAAAUAACCUGUCAGCUCUGACAAGACCUUCAGUCUUAGGCACAUUAACAAAUUCAGGGCCUCCAAAAAAGCGCCACAAAGGAUGGUCACCAGAAUCACCAUCAUCUACUGAAACUUGGAACUUGCAGCCCAACCCACAAAUUCCAAAUAAAAAUAAAAAUGAUGGAGGAAGCUUGUCAUCUUUGCCACAUUCUGCUUUAAUAGGACCAGCCUCAUCUCCAAUGGUGGCCUCUGGAGAACCAGUUUCAGUUCCUGACAACUUGCUGAAAAUAUGUAAAGCAAAGCCAGUUAUAUUUAAAGGUCAUGGAAACUUCCCUUAUCUUUGUGGGAACCUUAAUGACAUCAUAGUGAGUCCACUUUUGUACACCUGCUACAGAAAUUCUCAGUCUAUAUCUAGAGCUUAUGAACAGUAUGGUGCUUCCACAAUACAGCCGAUCUCAGAGGAGAUGCAGCUGUUACUAACAGUCUACUACCUUGUUCAGCUAGCUUCAGACCAAGUCCCUUUGAUUGAGGAUUUGGAGCAAAUAUUCAUGCGCUCAUGGAGGGAGUCUCAUCUCUCUGAAAUCCGCCAGUAUCAGCAGGCCCUUCCACAGACUUUCCCUCAGGUUCCCAGCCAGAUUGCACCAGUGACAUCUGCCCAGCUCCCCUGGCUAGCAGGGUUAGCUGCCAGUUCUUGCAAUGACAGUGUCCAUAUCAUUGAGUGCAGUUACUCUCUAGCUGAGGGACUUUCAGAAAUGUUUAAGCUGAUCAUUGAAGGAAAGCUAGUGAAGACGAACUACGUGGUGAUCCUAUGCGCUAGCAGAAACAGAGCCAUAGAUUCCUGCAUUGUGGUGACAGGGAAAUACCAGGCAAGAGUUCUGUCUGAAAGCAUGCUCACCCCUGCAGACUACCAGAAGGAAGUUAAUUAUCAACUGGUGACCGGGAAAGUUGAAACUCUGGGAUCUUAUUUUAGCACCCUCUGCCCAGAGGGUGACAUUGAUCUUUUGCUUGACAAAUUUUAUCAAGAAAACCAAGGCCACAUUUCUUCAUCUCUUUAUGCUUCAGUGAAUAAGCCAACAACAGCUCUAGAUGGAACCGGAGCAUCUGUGUGCACAAGUUAUAAUAUUGAACAGCAUCAGAUUCGUCCAUUCCAGCUGGCAGUGGCUCAGAAAUUGUUGUCUCAUGUUUGCUCAAUUGCUGACUCCAGCACUCAAAAUCUUGAUUUGGGCUCUUUUGAAAAAGUUGAUUUCCUGAUUUGCAUUCCACCCUCUGAAGUGACAUACCAGCAGACACUGUUUCAUCUCUGGCAUUCAGGUGUUUUGCUGGAGCUUGGCUUAGAAAAGGAGCACCUCACAAAGCAGAGAGUGGAACAAUAUGUUAUGAAGCUAGAUGCUGAAUCCCAGACUAAAUUUAAAGCCUUUUUGCAAAACUCUAUGCAGAAUCCUCACACACUGUUUGUCCUAAUCCAUGAUCAUGCUCACUGGGAUCUUAUGAGUGCUGUUCAUAGCCUUUAUCCUCAAAUGGAACCAUCUGUGGGACUUGUCGAUAGACUGUUGAACUGCAGAGAGGUGAAAGAGGCUCCAAACAUUGUGACACUUCAUGUGACUUCAUUCCCCUAUGCCCUGCAGACACAGCAUACCCACAUCAGCCCUUACAAUGAAAUCCACUGGCCUUCUUCAUACAGCAAUGGAGUAGAUUUAUACCAUGAAAACAAGAAAUAUUUUGGGUUGUCAGAAUUCAUUGAAUCUACCCUUUCUGGACACAGCAUUCCAUUGCUUAGAUAUGACAGCUCUUUUGAAGCUAUGGUUAUGGCUUUAGGGAAAAGGUUUCCCAGAUUACACAGUGCAGUGAUAAGGACUUUUGUCCUCAUACAGCACUAUUCUGCAGCUAUGAUGGCAGUAAGUGGUCUAUCUCAGAUGAAGAAUUACACUUCAGUUGAAACACUGGAAAUCACCCAAAACCUAAUAAACUCUUCAAGACUCUGCCCCAGUGGCCAUGGCCUCAUGGUGGUGUUAAGAAUUCCCUGUAUUCCACUGGCUGCUGUGGCAUAUGAGCGACUCUAUCAUGUAAGAGAAAGACUAGCUCUUGAAGAUAAUUUUGAAAUAAUCUUGGGAAAUCCUAACUCUGGAAUCACCAUAGGGAAGCACUUUGUGGAGCAACUAAAGAUCUGGCAGAAAAUUGAAGAUGCAGAUUGGAGGCCACAGACUUAUUUGGAAUUAGAAGGUCUUCCAUGUAUAUUAAUAUUUAGUGGAAUGGACCCUCAAGGGGAGUCCCUGCCAAGGUCAUUGAGAUACUGUGACCUACGUUUAAUAAAUUCCUCUUCUCUGGUAAGGACAACCUUGGAACAAGAACUUGGUUUGGCAGCAUACUUUGUUAGCUCUGAAAGCCACAUAGAGAAGGUGGUUGUAAAUGACGUGUUGGAGAGUGACCCAGAAAAACUGAGCAGUACUGAUAACGAAGAUGAGGAAAUAGUGACAGAAGGCUCUACUUCAGAAAAGAGAAGUCCUAUGAAGAGAGAGAGAUCACGCUCCCAUGAUUCUGCAUCUUCAUCUCUCUCUUCAAAAGCUUCGAGUACAGCAUUCUGCAGUGAGUCAUCUCCUUUAUUAACAACAGGGGAUGGAGCAAAGUCACCCCACCAAGUCCUAGGCAGCAGUACUGAAGAAAGUGGCAAUCAAUAUGAAAAGCAAAGGCAGAAAAUAGAUAAGGGAGCACAGGCAGUCAGCAAGAACUUGCCAAUUGCAGCUGAACAACUGGACACAAAGCAGAACAUAAAAAGCACCCAGAUUUCCAUCACCUCAUCAUCCUCAUCACCCUUUUCUUCUUCGUCUUUGUCCUCUGUGCCCACUCACAACUCCUUCAUCCUGCAGACAUUUCAAUGCGUUAUGACUAAAGCAUCAAAGCAGCCCCCCAUAGUUUUACUGCCUAAGUUAGUGUAUGACAUUAUUACCUCUACUGACAGCAGUGGACUUCCCAAGUCAUCUUCCCUCUUACCUUAUCAUUCGGUGAUGUGGGCGAGUUCUUUCCGCCCCCUCAUGAGUAAAAUGAUGACAUGUACAGAGCAGUCUCUCUACUACCGCCAGUGGACAGUACCCAAACCAAUUCAUAUAGACUACAAUAAUAGAAAUGAGGGCAGGAUGGAUAACUUUCACCCAAGGAGGCUGCUGCUGAGUGGGCCACCACAGAUAGGAAAAACGGGUGCCUAUCUUCAGUUCCUCAGUAUCUUGUCCAGAAUGCUGAUCAGACUGACAGAAGUGGAUGUUUAUGAUGAGGAAGAGAUCAAUAUUAACCUCAAAGAAGAAUCAGAUCAAUACUAUCACCAGCCGGGAGAUGUGUGGCCUGAUUUGGAGACAUUUAAGAAGAUACCUUUUGACUACACCAUUCACGAUCCAAAAUAUGAAGAUGCAAGUCUGAUUUGUACAAAGCUGCAGAACUUAAGCAGCGAAGACAGAUCAAUGAGCAGAAAACUGGAGGACACGUAUAUGCAUCGUCAAACAACACGAAUGAGAUUAUCUAAGUAUGCUGUCUACAACACGUACCACCACUGUGAACAGUGCCAUCAAUAUAUGGGCUUCAAUCCUAGGUAUCAGCUUUAUGAGUCCACUCUACAUGCCUUUGCCUUUUCCUAUUCCAUGCUUGGAGAGGAGAUCCAGCUGCAUUUUAUCAUCCCCAAGUCAAAGGAGCACCAUUUUGUCUUUAGUCAGCCAGGAAGGCAGCUAGAAAGCAUGAGGUUGCCGCUUGUCACAGAUAAGAGUGAAGAUUACAUAAAAAGCCCCACGUUUACUCCCACUACUGGGCGUCAUGAACAUGGACUUUUCAAUCUCUACCAUGCAAUGGAUGGUGCCAGUCAUCUGCAUGUUCUAGUUGUCAAGGAGUAUGAGAUGGCCAUAUAUAAAAAAUACUGGCCAAACCACAUCAUGCUAGUUCUGCCAAGCAUUUUCAACAGUGCUGGUGUAGGUGCUGCACACUUCCUAAUAAAAGAACUGUCUUACCAUAAUCUGGAACUAGAGCGAAAUCGGCAAGAGGAACUAGGGAUUAAACCCCAGGACAUCUGGCCUUUCAUUAUCAUUUCAGAUGAUUCCUGUGUUAUGUGGAAUGCUGUUGAAGUUGAUUGUUCAGGAGACAGAAAGAGUGAAUAUACAUGGACUGAAAGGAAUGUUUCCUUGAAGCAAAUUCUGCAACAUAUUGAAUCAACUCCUAAUGUCACUCACUACGCCUUAAUUGGGAUGCGGAAAUGGUCCAGUAAAACCAACAGUGCUGAGAUCAAAGAGCCAUUCUCCUGUUGCCAUGUACAUGACUUCAUCAUGCUGAACGUGGAUCUGACACAGAAUGUACAGUAUAACCAGAAUAGAUUCACAUGUGAUGAUGUUGACUUCAACCUGCGUGUCCACAGUGCUGGUCUUCUGAUAUGUCGGUUCAAUCACUUCAGCAUCAUGAAGAAGCAAAUUGCCGUAGGAGGACAGAGGUCCUUCCAUAUUAAGUCUAAGGUAUCUGAUACUCCUGUUUCAAUCUCACCUGCUCAGUACAUUUGUGCUCCUGACAGCAAGCAUACCUUCUUGGCAGCACCUGCCCAGCUGCUGCUUGAAAAAUACCUCCAGUAUCACAGCCAUCGCUUCUUCCCUCUCUCACUGAAGAAUUAUAGCCAUCCAGUGCUAUCUGUGGACUGUUACCUUAACUUAGGACCACAGAUUGCAGUUUGCUAUGUGAGUUCCCGACCUCACUCUCUGAACAUCAGUUCCUCUGGGUUGAUAUUCAGUGGCCUCCUGCUCUACCUCUGUGACUCCUUUGUUGUAGCUAGCUUUCUGAAAAAGUUUCAUUUCCUGAAAGGUGCCACCUUGUGUGUAAUUUGCCAAGACCGCAACUCCCUUCGCCAGACUGUUGUCCGAUUAGAGCUUGAAGAUGAGUGGCAGUUCCGACUACGGGAUGAAUUCCAAACUGCCAAUGCCAAAGAGGACAGGCCGCUUUUCUUUCUGACCGGACGGCAUAUUUGAUAGAAAAUGAACACACAUCAUGAUUAUCUGACAAGAGGUGUAAUGCAAGAGUUGAGGUUCUCAUCUGCCAGUCUCAUGACCUUUUAGAAGCUCAGUGCUCUGGAACAUUCAUGCAAAUGUUGCCUGCAACCCAAACACUUGGGCAAUUUUAAAAUGUUUUUAUUAAAAUGAUAUUUGACCAACAUGUGUUUCUAUAUUUCCAAGCACUGGACAUGACUCUUUAAAGGUGAUUGGCCAAUGGAAGUGAUUUCCUGAUACUUAGAAAGAAAUGUUGAGUCAGUGCUUCACAUAAUGGAAAUAUUUAUGGAUCAGAAGAAAGGAUGAUGAACACAUUUAUUCUGUCAGAACAGACAGUGUGUCACAUGUUUCAUAUCUGAGAUUUUUAAAAACAAUUUUCUACAUUGCAGAAAUACAGUGUGUACAUUUAGAAGUAGAUUUGUGAUUCAAGACUUAUUUAUCUAGGAGUCAGCACAAGACAUCAAACCAAAUAUUGGAUUUACAGGAAGUUUUGCAUUCAUAUAAAACACUACUGACUGGUGCAGGAAGGCUUUUCAUAUGGAGAGAUGUGAAAUAUAUUUCCUAUGUAACAGAACUGGGUAUCUACUUUACCUAUGGAGUGAGUACGACACUGGUAAUUUCCCACGUAGGAAUCUUGGGAUGGAGAUGCACUUAUAUUGCCUGGUUUUUUGGUUGUUUAAGAAUGAGACAUUUGAAAGCAGAUUUAACAAGGAAGGAGUAUUGAACAUUUAUUUCAGAAAAAUGCACUGUCUUGGAAAAGUGCAGGUGACUGAAAAGAUCUGAGGGCAAUAUUGACCUAUUAGGCCUGAAUAAACUUGUGUUUUGAGUUACUGGUGAACUUGUUGGGUUGGCUUAAGGCUUCAGAUUGGGCCACCAUACGGCCCACAUAAGAGAUGAAGUACUCCAACAAAAAUAACCUUUCAGGACGAUAUCUUGCUGAAGUGCUUCAAAGGAGUUGGGAAGUCAGGGUUGAAUCUCUGAAGAGUAUUCACAGUAAUCUAAAAGGUUGAUUUGAAAAUAUCAUGCAGUAAAAUACUUUGAUCAUUGUGUGGAUCAAAUGGAGAGUGCUUGAUCGGAACAUCUGUUUAGAUCAUAGAAAUAUUCCCUGAAGUUGCAAUCCCAUUCCUUCAUGUCUGUCCUCAUGGAAUCAGUGACUCUGAUCGUUGGCCUGGGCUGCAGAAAAAGGUGACAUAGACAUUACUAGAAAGCCUCUUAUAAGGAGGCAACCCUUGUUGGUUGGUGACACCAACUCAAGAACCAGAAUGGGCUGGUGAAGCAGCAUUAAGUUGCUAUAAGUGUCUGGAAACGAGUUAUUGCAAGACCAACUUUGUAACCAAGGCACAAAGGAUAAGGCUGUGCCAAAGAGCUGCCUUAGAACUUAUUUGCAGGGAAAAAAUAAAUUCAGUGAAUGCAAGAGAUUUAGGUUGAUGUUUACAACAUUGUUCUGUUCGAAGGUGGUACGUUUGUAUAUUUCGUCGUUCCUAUUCUGAAGUGAGAACUUUCUUUAAGUUUAGGGAGGUGGGAAGUUCUGUGUAAAUAGUAUCUCCUGUGCAGUUUUAUUCAUUUGAUUAGCUAAUUUAAAACUUUUAUAAGGAUUGUAAUAUUCAUGUUUGACCUGCCCUUUAUAAAUAUAUAAUGCAUGGACAGC
Gavialis gangeticus (Gharial) is the source of this 7630-nucleotide messenger RNA. RefSeq names its product growth regulation by estrogen in breast cancer 1 (gene GREB1). The transcript has 34 exons. NCBI's taxonomy places the organism in Eukaryota, Metazoa, Chordata, Crocodylia, Gavialidae. Bases 124 to 5964 code for a protein of 1946 amino acids. Gene Ontology annotation, biological process: multicellular organism development. The record is from RefSeq and is a predicted model, not a curated record.